CCAAGCAGAUUUCCUUUUCCUUUGUCAUUUCCUCGCCAGCCAAGCAAGUUCCAUUAGAAAUGGAAUUACUUUCUUGUUGGACCUUGCUCUAAUCUCUCCUUUUUGAAACCUCUAAAUUUCAUUUUUGGAAAAUUUUACUCUUUGAUGGCUCUUCUCAUGCAUUCACCUGAAAUUUCCACUCUCCCGAAGUUCUUCUGUAACCCUAAUCCUAGGAAUCCCAAAAGCUUCAUUACUUUGAGGAAUAACGGGAAGGCUGGGUCUAGGGGUAGGGUUAGGGUUAGGGUUUCGGAGCUGGAUCAAGGUGUGAGCUUGUACGGACAGUUCUCGGCUCCGGUGAAGCAAGGUUCGAAGCCGAGCAAAGAGGAGGAAGAGAAGCAGAGUUACUAUGUGAAUGUGGGCUAUGCGAUUCGGACUCUGAGAGAGGAGUUUCCCGAGCUCUUUUACAGGGAGCUCAGUUUCGAUAUCUAUAGGGAUGACAUCGUACUUAAAGAUCCUCUCAAUACUUUUAGUGGCAUUCAGAACUAUAAAUCAAUUUUCUGGGCACUACGAUUCCAUGGCAGGAUAUUUUUUAAGGCUUUGUGGGUUGACAUCGUUAGUGUGUGGCAGCCCAUGGAGAACAGCAUAAUGGUUCGAUGGACUGUCCAUGGCAUCCCACGAGUCCCAUGGGAGAGUCAUGGUCAAUUUGAUGCCACUUCAGAAUACAAAUUCGAUAAGAAAGGAAAGAUAUUCGAGCAUCGAGUUGACAACAUCGCUUUCAAUUCACCUUCAAAGUUUCGAGUGCUGGCUGUGGAGGAUUUAAUCCAAAGUCUUGGUUGUCCCUCAACCCCGAGACCAACUUAUUUUGAAAUUUCUUCUCCUCCAUCUUCAGAAAGAACUUAUCAUUACUGAAGUGCUUUACAAAUUUUGGUAUAUAUUGUGCUAUGUAAGUAAAUAUCAAGCUAGAGCUUUGCAUCUUCUUCAGUGUAAAUCAGUGUGAGAACCUGGUUUAUAAUGCUAAAUGUUCUUGCAGUUGACAGUUCGAA
Molecule: messenger RNA, 1022 nt
Organism: Alnus glutinosa
Lineage: Eukaryota; Viridiplantae; Streptophyta; Magnoliopsida; Fagales; Betulaceae
Exons: 2
Coding region: 145-888 (247 amino acids)
Source: RefSeq, a predicted model, not a curated record